CAUUUUCAAGGGGGGAAAACCCGGCCGCGGCCAGUGGAUCACGUCUGCGGUGAAAUCCUUUUUAUCCUGUGCAAAAAUAUCGCACUCGUAUUGCAGUCAUGCAUUACAAAUGUUUUCCUAAAGGUAAAUUCGCAUUACAAAUUUCUUUUCUCAUGCUGAGAAAAUUUGUAAUGCAUUUAUACGAGUGCGAUACUUUUGCAAUUCAUACUUUUGCGACGGCUACGACAAACCGCUGAAGCUUUUUCAGCAAGCGGGACAACAAGUGUUAGCAAAUUUGAAACUUCUGAAGCGCGGGGAUUCUGCGGGGAGCGGCGCCGCGGGUUUUGGAGCAGCGAAGCGGAACCUCUCC
Molecule: messenger RNA, 349 nt
Organism: Amoebophrya sp. A120
Lineage: Eukaryota; Dinophyceae; Syndiniales; Amoebophryaceae
Source: the annotation of a GenBank genome assembly